Molecule: messenger RNA, 2486 nt
Organism: Nycticebus coucang (slow loris)
Lineage: Eukaryota; Metazoa; Chordata; Mammalia; Primates; Lorisidae
Gene: PDX1
Product: pancreatic and duodenal homeobox 1
Exons: 2
Coding region: 11-1036 (341 amino acids)
Biological process (GO): regulation of transcription by RNA polymerase II; type B pancreatic cell differentiation
Cellular component (GO): nucleus
Molecular function (GO): DNA-binding transcription factor activity, RNA polymerase II-specific; RNA polymerase II cis-regulatory region sequence-specific DNA binding
Source: RefSeq, a predicted model, not a curated record
GUCGGAGCCUAUGGCGCCGCAGUCUGUCGGUCCUCCCCGCCAGCCGUGGGUUCCCUCUGAGAACAGUGCAGAGCUGUCAACGAGCGCAGGGGUGGUGCCCAGAGUGGGAGAGCCGCAAUCACAGCGGCCAAGUCCCCUGCUCCAGCUCCCUACUCCCAGCUCCUGGUGCCGAAGCCCAGGCUGCAGCAUGAACGGCGAGGAGGAGUACUACGCGGCCACGCAGCUUUACAAGGACCCGUGCGCGUUCCAGAGGGGCCCGGCGCUGGAGUUCAGCUCCAGCCCUCCUGCAUGCCUGUACAUGGGCCGCCAGCCCCCGCUGCCGCCGCCGCCCCCGUUUCCUGGAGCCCUGGGGGCGCUGGAGCAGGGCAGCCCCCCAGACAUCUCCCCGUACGAGGUUCCCCCACUCGCUGACGACCCCGCGGUGGCGCAGCUACACCAUCACCUCCCAGCUCAGCUCGCUCUCCCCCAUCCGCAUGCCGGGCCCUUCCCGGAUGGAACAGAGCCGAGUGCCCCAGAGGAGCACAGUCGCGUCCAGCUGCCUUUCCCGUGGAUGAAGUCUACCAAAGCUCAUGCAUGGAAAGGCCAGUGGUCAGGAGGCGCCUACGCGGCGGAGCAGGAGGAGACCAAGCGGACGCGCACCGCCUACACGCGCGCGCAGUUGCUGGAGCUGGAGAAAGAAUUCUUGUUCAACAAGUACAUCUCCCGGCCGCGUCGCGUGGAGCUGGCCGUAAUGCUGAACUUGACCGAGAGACACAUCAAGAUCUGGUUCCAAAACCGCCGCAUGAAAUGGAAGAAAGAGGAGGACAAGAAGCGCGGCGGGGCAGCGGCCGGGGGCGGUGGGGGUGCAGAGCCCGAGCAGGACUGCGCGGUGACCUCGGGUGAAGAGAUGCUGGCGCUGCCCCCGCCGCCACCCCCCGGGAGUGCUGUGCCGCCAGCUGCGCCUGUCUCUGCCCGAGAGGGCCGCCUACCACCCGGCCUUAGCACGUCGCCACAGCCCUCCAGUGUGGCGCCUAGGCGGCCCCAGGAACCACGGUGAGAGGCUGGGGCUGCUCCCUGCUGGGCGGCUUCGACCACUCGCCAAGGAAGGGGAGCGGGCCUAAGAUCCCAGGUGUGGACAACUGGCCCUAGCAGUGGGACGGGGCCAGAAGUGGGGGGCCCAACCUAGACCAGAGGGGGAAACCCGCUCUCCCAGGCGCACGUGCCCCGGGAGGGAAACACUGGCAGACCUUCCUGAAGGAGAAGAGACUUUGGUUUCUGUAGUAUUUGAGACCUCUUUCGGUGAUAUUAUUUGAUUUGUGGCCUCCUCUCUGCCUGCAGCACUUCGCCUUGGGACCUGUUUAGAGAAACCAACUAUUCAAAAAAAAAAUAGUAACUGUACAAAUGGAAAUACGCCUCAACAUAGGGCGGGCCGGCGGGACAGAGUGCCUUAGUUUGCCCGUAUACAGAGCCAUUCUUACUCGGGUGCUCACUUUAAGCUUAGAAAUAAUUAAAAAGAAAUGGGGCGGCGCCUGUGGCUCAGUGAGUAGGACGCCGGCCCAAACCCGGCCCCGGCCAAACUGCAACAACAAAAAAACAGCCGGGUGUUGUGGCGGGUGCCUGUAGUCCCAGCUACUUGGGAGGCUGAGGCAAGAGAAUCACCUAAACCCAGGAGUCGGAGGUUGCUGUGAGCUGUGACGCCACGGCACUCUACCAAGGGUGACAAAGUGAGACUCUGUCUCAAGAAAAAGGAAAAAAGAAAUGUUUGAGGUUCCAACUAGUCAGUGAACUUGAGGCCAGUGGAAUAGAAUGAGCGUCUCUCCUCUUCCUCCUCCUCUUUUUCCUUUUCUUGUUCUUCCUCUUACCCUUCUCCUCCAGUCGCAUACUACACUACUGUUCAUACUUCAACUUGUUCCCCUUUCUUUUGAAAAAGAGAAAAUCUUGCCAGGAAGGCAGGGCAGCAGGGCUGGCCUGCAGGAGCGCAGCAGAAGUCCCUGUGUGCCCCAGGCGACCCCACAGUGCUGCCUGGGAGGAAGGCCUCGAGAAGACCCAACUGGAUCUAGGGGUGAGACCACCCCUGAGCAAUCACUGAAAGGAAGGUAUCUGUAGCCCUCCGUUCAGGAUGUGGAUUUAUUUCCUGCCUCGGCGGGAAGGCUGUGCAGGGUGGCCUGGUGCACUUUGGAAACAACUAUGCACCAACCCACUGUGAUUACCACAUCUUUAGAAAUUAUUAAAACAUACAGUGAUUGGACAGUUUGCAAAACGGGUUGUUUUUAUUUAAAGUUUUAAAAUUGCCUAACUUUUCUUUACAGCAGGUCUGUGCUUUCCAGGUCAGUUCCUCCUUUCAAGAUCUGGGCUUUGUAUUCAGGUUAUAUUUGUGGGAAACGGUGAAUAAAUAUGUAUAAAAUAGGAAGAGAUAAAAAUUGAUUCUCCUUGCCUUGUCAAGCUUUACCUGCAGUGCAAUGAUUACUAUUCAUUUCAAAAAUUAAACCAGCAGAGGUUUUUUUCCC